GAACAAAGCUGCUCAUUGCCGACGGCUGGGGACGCGGGUGAGACUCGGAUGGAAAAUUCAGAGUUGCCUCCAAGGCAGGAAAUUCCCAAAGGAACAGAGUCAUCUGAUGGGACAUCAGGAGGCCUGCCUGGGGGACCAGAAGCUGGAAAUGCCUGUGAAGAUGCUUUAAUGAAGCUAGAAGCACACUCCUCAAAGGAGGAAGGGAGCAGACGGGAAAGUGAUUUCUUGGAAAGAACAUGUGAGGAUAAAAACAAAUCUACAAAAGAUGGAUGUGAUGAGUAUAAGGAUCUUGGGGAACAUAAGAAUCUGUCCUGUAAUCCUACAGAACAUCAAGUUUUGAAGGCACAGAAAUUAUAUCAAUGUGAUGAAUGUGGCAAAGCUUUCAAUUGGAGUUCACACCUCAUUGGCCAUCAGAGAAUCCACACUGGAGAGAAACCUUAUGAGUGUAAUGAGUGUGGCAAGGCCUUCAGGCAAACCUCUCAGCUCAUGGUUCAUCUCAGAACCCACACAGGGGAAAAGCCCUAUGAAUGCAGCAAGUGUGGAAAGACCUAUCGACACAGCUCCCAUCUCAUUCAACACCAGAGACUCCAUGAUGGGGAGAAACCGUAUAAAUGUAAUGAAUGUGGAAAAGCUUUCAAUGAGAGUUACAAACUCUAUGACCACCAGAGAACCCAUACUGGGGAGAAGCCUUAUGAAUGCAAUGAAUGUGGAGCAACCUUUACUCGGAAUAAAAAUCUUCUCCGACAUCAGGUACUUCACACUGGGAAGAAACCCUUCAAGUGCAGCGAGUGUGGGAAAGCUUUCAGUUCUAAUAGAGAUCUUAUUGACCACCAGAGAAUUCACACAGGGGAGAAGCCUUAUGAGUGCAAUGAGUGUGACAAGGCCUUCACUCGGAAUAAAAGUCUGAUUCGACAUCAGCGACUCCACACUGGAGAAAAACCAUACAAAUGCAGGGAGUGUGGGAAAGGCUUCAAUCAGAACUCUCACCUUGCUGACCAUGAGCGAAUUCACACUGGAGAAAAACCUUUUGCGUGUAAUGAGUGUGGUAAGGCAUUCAGCCUGAGUAAGUGUCUGAUUCGACAUCAGAGACUUCACACAGGUGAAAAGCCCUAUAAAUGCAAUGAGUGUGGAAAAUCCUUCAAUCAAAAUUCAUACCUCAUUAUACAUCAGAGAAUUCACACUGGGGAGAAACCUUAUGAAUGUAAUAAAUGUGGGAAGAUCUUCAGUCAUAAUUCUAGCCUUAUGGUACAUCAAAGAACCCAUACUGGGGAGAAACCCUAUAAAUGUGAUGAUUGUGGGAAAACCUUUAGUGACAGCUCACAGCUCACUGUGCACCAGAGAGUUCACACUGGCGAGAAACCCUAUGAAUGUAUUGAGUGUGGAAAAGCGUUCAGUCAGCGUUCCACUUUUAAUCACCACCAGCGAACUCAUUCUAGAAAGAAGCUCUCAGGUCUGGCUCAGUUUCAUAAGGUGUAAGUUUCCAAGGUAGCCAGGAACAUUGAAUUAAGCUUUCUGUAUAAGAAGGAUGCUUAUCCUGACCCUUUCUUGAAACCACUAAUCAAAGUGGACCAUUCCCUACAUGCUGUCUGCUAGGUCAUGAAGGUGGAGAGUGGGAGGAACAGUGCAGUCCUUCCCCACUAUUGGGGAAGUACGGACUACACGUUUACUGUACUUGCAGGGUUUUUAUUUUAUUUUAUUUUCUGUUUAUAAAUGUAUGUCAGUUUUUGUUUUUUUUUGACAUGCAUCCUGUAAUCAGAUUGUGUACUUCUCAGGGACAGAGGUUAAAUCUUCCUUAUUCUAUUUUACUUUCAUUUCCCAAUUUACAUAAAGUCAUUCUCUAAGACUGAUUCACUCCUUUCUCCAUUUCUAAUUUUUACGAGUUUAUUUGAGCCAAACUGACAUGACUGAAGUAAGGUGCAAAUGCCCCUCUCUCUUUUUUCUCUUUGCUGUAGCUCUUUUAAAAUUCAUCACUAGUUAAAAAAUAAUUUUUAAAAUCUCAACUCUCUAAUUGCACCCUUCAUAAAGUGGGCAUGAACUUUCCUCCCACCACUGGACCAACAUUUUAUAGGAUAUCACAUGCAAAAAGCUCAUUUAUAUGUUCUACAUGUGCCCCUGUUUUUUAAUUUUUAUUUUUAAUUUCAUAAAAAU
This is a messenger RNA of Myotis davidii, 2148 nucleotides long. RefSeq names its product zinc finger protein 852 (gene ZNF852). The record is from RefSeq and is a predicted model, not a curated record. NCBI's taxonomy places the organism in Eukaryota, Metazoa, Chordata, Mammalia, Chiroptera, Vespertilionidae. The coding region runs from base 49 to 1476 and encodes 475 amino acids. The transcript has 2 exons. Gene Ontology annotation, molecular function: DNA-binding transcription repressor activity, RNA polymerase II-specific. Gene Ontology annotation, biological process: negative regulation of transcription by RNA polymerase II.